Messenger RNA from Trichophyton verrucosum HKI 0517, 1071 nucleotides. RefSeq lists its product as uncharacterized. The transcript is spliced from 5 exons. Bases 1 to 1071 code for a protein of 356 amino acids. The record is from RefSeq and is a predicted model, not a curated record. Gene Ontology annotation, biological process: small GTPase-mediated signal transduction. Lineage: Eukaryota; Fungi; Ascomycota; Eurotiomycetes; Onygenales; Arthrodermataceae. Gene Ontology annotation, molecular function: GTPase activity; GTP binding.
AUGCAAAAUAGCCCAAAGCGGGCUAGAGCCAAAAACCAGCGACAAGUGUGCACGCUCAACCUCCCGGUAAAACAACCUCCAGUUCUUCAUUCUUCUCCUUCGAACCAUCACCUCCAUCUCAGACAGCGACAGCCCAUCCCAGAUCAGCCCCAGCACGCAGCAGAAAGCAGCUCCAGUAAGGCUCUCCUCACAGACCUCUCCCUCUCGCAGCUCGUUUUCCGUCCUCUUGCUGCUCGCCUCGAUCCCUUUUUCCGCCUUGCUCUCCCUGCUCUCUCCCCUUGUUGCCAGCUCUUCCAGUCACUGCUCCUUGACCCGAAAACAUAUAAAAAAAAGACGAAGAAGAAGAUAACUAAAACUGAUAAGAAGAACCCAUCUUGGGUUGUUGUCUCUACAGAUGGCCGAGAUUCGUCGGCACUUUCCCAGAGGUUAGUUUCUGCUCAAUAUCUGCUACCGCCGAUCCAUCGACCGAGCGUUUCGGACUGUGAUUACAACAUAUCCAAUAUCUUGACUAACCUUGCUUCUCUCCAUCAAAAGGUCUACGUCCCAACUGUCUUCGAGAACUAUGUUGCCGAUGUCGAGGUUGAUGGAAAGCAUGUUGAGCUCGCCCUAUGGGAUACUGCUGGUCAGGAAGAUUAUGACCGUCUUCGCCCACUUUCAUACCCAGACUCCCACGUCAUUCUGAUCUGCUUCGCCAUCGAUUCCCCAGACUCCCUUGACAACGUCCAAGAGAAGAGCAAAACAGUUCGUAUCAGAUUGCUAACAGUGUUGAAAAAAUACAAACAGUGGAUCUCUGAGGUCCUUCACUUCUGCUCCGGCCACCCUAUCAUUCUCGUUGGAUGCAAGAAGGAUCUUCGACAUGACCAACGAACCAUAGAGGAACUGCACAAGACCUCCCAGAAGCCUGUAACCCCUGAGCAGGGUGAGGAGGUCCGCAAGAAGAUUGGCGCAUACAAGUACCUGGAGUGCUCUGCCCGAACAAACGAGGGUGUCCGCGAAGUUUUCGAGUCAGCCACCCGUGCUGCCCUGCUAUCCAAAGAGAAGACCAAGAAGUCCAAGUGUAGGCUUUUGUAA